This is a messenger RNA of Sus scrofa (pig), 4240 nucleotides long. NCBI's taxonomy places the organism in Eukaryota, Metazoa, Chordata, Mammalia, Artiodactyla, Suidae. The record is from RefSeq and is a predicted model, not a curated record.
ACUUCGCCCCGCAGCCUUGCAGCCCCGCGGCCGCGCGGUUGAGUCGAGCUGCCGUGGGACUGGCUUGUGCAGAGCUGGGUGGAGAGGCUGGGCUUUGCAGUGGAAGCAGCAUCUUUGCCAGCUGGAACCUGGCAGAGGGCGUCCCCACUCCGGGGGAAGCAAAGGACCCGCCCUGACCUAGCCUGGCCCAGGCUGGUCCAGCCUGGCCUGAGCGCCCCGCCCGGGAGCCGGCUCUGAGGCAGGGACCACUGGGGUCCCAGAGCGCGGUUGCCAUGGACAAGAUCCUGGAGGCGGUGGUGACGUCGUCAUACCCAGCGAGCGUGAAGCAAGGACUGGUGCGGCGCGUGCUGGAGGCGGCGCGGCAGCCACUGGAGCGGGAGCAAUGCCUGGCGUUGCUGGCGCUGGGCGCGCGCCUCUACGUGGGUGGCGCCGACGAGCUGCCGCGCCGCGUGGGCUGCCAGCUGCUGCACGUGGCCGGCCGUCACCACCCGGAAGUCUUCGCAGAGUUUUUUAGCGCGCGCCGCGUGCUGCGCCUGCUGCAGGGGGGCGCCGGGCCGCCGGGCGCCCGCGCGCUGGCCUGCGUGCAGCUCGGCCUGCAGUUGUUGCCCGAAGGGCCGGCAGCCGACGAGGUGUUCGCGCUGCUGCGGCGCGAGGUGCUACGCACCGUGUGCGAGCGCCCGGGGCCCGCGGCCUGUGCGCAGGUGGCCCGGUUGCUGGCGCGCCACCCACGCUGCAUCCCCGACGGCCCGCACCGCCUGCUCUUCUGCCAGCAGCUGGUGCGCUCCCUGGGCCGUUUUCGUUGCCCGGCCGAGGGCGAGGAGGGCGCGGUGGAGUUCCUGGAGCAGGCCCAGCAGGUGAGCGGGCUCCUGGCGCAGCUGUGGCGAGCUCAACCCGCCGCCAUCCUGCCCUGCCUCAAGGAGCUGUUCGCCGUCAUCUCCUGCACAGAGGAGGAGCCGCCAUCUAGUGCCUUGGCCAGUGUGGUCCAGCACCUCCCAUUGGAACUCAUGGAUGGUGUCGUCCGGAACCUCAGCAAUGAUGACAGUGUGACGGACUCCCAGAUGCUGACUGCUAUCAGCAGGAUGAUCGACUGGGUGUCCUGGCCCCUGGGGAAGAACAUUGACAAGUGGAUCAUUGCACUGCUGAAGGGCCUGGCGGCUGUUAAGAAGUUCAGCAUCUUGAUCGAGGUUUCACUCGCCAAAAUCGAGAAGGUUUUCUCCAAGCUCCUGUACCCUAUUGUCCGGGGAGCUGCCUUGUCUGUCCUCAAGUACAUGCUCCUGACCUUCCAGCACUCCCAUGAGGCCUUCCACCUGCUCCUCCCUCAUAUCCCGCCAAUGGUGGCCUCUCUGGUCAAGGAGGACUCCAACUCGGGGACCAGCUGCCUGGAGCAACUGGCGGAGCUGGUCCAUUGCAUGGUGUUCCGGUUCCCGGGCUUCCCGGAUCUGUACGAACCUGUCAUGGAGGCCAUCAAGGACCUUCAUGUUCCCAAUGAGGAUCGAAUCAAGCAGCUGCUGGGGCAGGAUGCCUGGACCUCGCAGAAGAGUGAGCUGGCUGGCUUCUACCCCCGGCUCAUGGCCAAGUCAGACACGGGCAAGAUUGGUUUAAUCAAUCUGGGCAACACGUGCUACGUGAACAGCAUCCUUCAGGCCUUGUUCAUGGCUUCUGAUUUCAGACACUGUGUGCUCCGUUUGACCGAGAACAACUCGCAGCCCUUGAUGACCAAGUUGCAGUGGCUCUUUGCCUUCCUGGAGCACAGCCAACGGCCUGCCAUUUCUCCAGAGAACUUCCUGUCUGCCUCCUGGACACCCUGGUUCAGCCCCGGCACCCAGCAGGACUGUUCAGAGUACCUGAAGUACCUGCUGGAUCGGCUGCACGAGGAGGAGAAAACCGGGACGAGGAUCUGCCAGAAGCUCAAGCAGUCCAGCUCGCCCUCCGCGCCCGAGGAGCCCCCCAGCCCGAGCUCAACGUCCGUGGAGAAGAUGUUCGGAGGCAAGAUUGUGACUCGGAUCUGCUGUCUCCGCUGCCUCAACGUCUCCUCCAGGGAGGAGGCCUUCACAGACCUCUCUCUGGCCUUUCCCCCAGCCGAGCGCUGCCGCCGCCGCCGCCUGGGCUCAGUGAUGCUCCCUCCAGAAGAGGUCGGCCCCCGGGCCCCUCUGCCGUCCCGAGCCCAGGGGCCAGGCAAGGUGGGUCCUCGGAGGCAGAGGAAACACUGCAUCACAGCCGAUGUCCCCCCCGCCAUCCUGGACAUGGCAGGCCUGGGCCACCAGGGACCCGGCGGGCAGAGCCUUCAGGAGGAGAAGGGGGAGAAGGAGGAGCGAGCAGAGGAGGAGGAGGAGACCAGAGAGGGAGAGGACGAGCGAGAGAAGGGAGAGCCGAAGGGGGAAGAGGAAGAAGAGGAGGAGGAGAAGGAGGCGGAGGAGAAGGAGAAGAAGGAGGAGGUGAUGGAGAAGAAGGUGGAGAAGGAGGCCGACAGUCUGGGCCCGGGGACCCUCAGGAAUGCCGCCGUGCCCUCUGCAGAGGGCUCCCGCUCUGUGCUGGACCUGGUCAACUACUUCCUGUCGCCGGAGAAGCUGACGGCCGAGAACCGCUACCACUGCGAGUCGUGCGCCUCCCUGCAGGACGCCGAGAAGGUGGUGGAGCUGAGCCAGGGGCCGCGCUACCUCAUCCUGACGCUGCUGCGCUUCUCCUUCGACCUGCGCACCAUGCGGCGCCGCAAGAUCCUGGACGACGUCUCCAUCCCGCUGCUGCUGCGCCUGCCCCUGGCGGGGGGCCGGGGCCAGGCCUACGACCUCUGCAGCGUCGUGGUGCACUCGGGGGUGUCCUCGGAGAGCGGCCACUACUACUGCUACGCCCGCGAGGGCGCGGCCCGGCCAGCCCCGAGCUUGGGCGCGGCCGACAGGCCCGAGCCCGACAACCAGUGGUACCUGUUCAACGACACCCGGGUGUCUUUCUCCUCCUUUGAGUCUGUCAGCAAUGUCACCUCCUUCUUCCCCAAGGACACGGCCUACGUGCUCUUUUACCGGCAGCGGCCUGGGGAGGGGCCCGAGGCUGAGCCUGGCUCCCCCCGGGCCCGGGCCGAGCCCGCCCUCCACAAAGACUUGAUGGAAGCCAUCUCCAAAGACAACAUCCUUUACCUGCAGGAGCAGGAGAAGGAGGCACGGAGCAGGGCGGCCUACAUCUCUGCGCUCCCGGCAUCCCCGCACUGGGGCCGGGGCUUUGAUGAAGACAAAGACGAGGAUGAAGGCCCUCCGGGGGGCUGCAACCCUGCAGGUGGCAACGGCGGUGACUUCCACAGACUCGUCUUCUAACGUGGACCCUCCUCCCCCAGCCUUCUCGCACGUGUGGGGUGCCACAGCCAACCUCGGGGGGUGGGGGGCCUUGGCCUUUGCUGCUGGGAGCAGGGUGGGGGCCCAGGGCCAGGGCGGAGGCGCUCUGCCAGGUGGGGUCUGAGGGAGGCUGCGGAGGCAGGUCUGGUCCUGAAGGCAGGCCCUUCCGAGGCCGGGAGAGAUGGAGAGGGGCCUUCAGGGACACGACAUGGGCACACGGAGCCUGAGAGACAGAGGCGAGCCCCAAGCCCCUGGCACUGGGCCUCGCCCCGUUGCGACUUGCACCCAAGUGUCCUGAUCCGCUUGCAGCGGCGAAGAUGGACGCUCUCUGGGCCUUGCGCCCCGCCCUGGCUGAACCCCACAGCACUCGCCUCUUGCCGGCAAGUCGAAGCUCCCUCCGGCUCCUGUCAGACAAUCUUGUUUCUCUCUGGUACAAAAAGCGCAUCAGGAUCCAAGCCCCAGCCAGAGAAGGGGGCCCCCUUGUUUGUCUGAGGGGAUCAGGCGCCGUCUGUGGGUGCCUACACAGUUUGUACUCAGAGGGCGUGUAGGUGGAAGCAGCCUGGCCCGGGAUCGGAGACUGUCCCCCGACACCAAGUGACAAUGCACAGAGGGGAGGACAGCCUCCUGUCCCCUCUCCUGCCUCAGUGCCUGAGAUGCCCCCGUUCGCAUCCCCCUUCUGGUUAAGACAGAGAGUCCUUAUUUUGCUGCAGGUAUGUGUGUGUGUCUCACAGCGUCUGUCCUGAGGGAAGCUGGCUGGCUCAGCGCCUCAUCACGUGGCCCUUGGGGUGGUGGCGGGGUGGGAGGGUGCCUGGGGAGGAAGAGUAUUGACCUCCUUGUGCCCCACCGCUGCUGUACCCCUUCUACGUGGAGGGAAGAGAACCAGGGUCUCAAACCGGAAUAAAAGGAGGUUCUCUGAA